GGUGUGUUGUUGUUUAUCUGAGAACCUGAACUUAUCUUGUGUGUUUACAAGGGACGAUUGACUGAUCAGUGUGUGGAUCCUUCUGUCACCAUGUCCAAGUCUCCCCUGUACGCAACCGGGACGUCAUCAGUGUGUCAACGUGAUAGUACGAACAAACAGGGAUGCCUAGAAGUAUGACCCGUGAGGCAGUGAAGGGCGGCGCCACCGGCUCGGGCACGUUUUCCUCUACCUUGACGAAGGUGGCGGCCGCGGCAACCCUUGGGCCGCUCCUCCUUCUGGCCCUCACCACUGUCCUCAUGGAACCCCUGCAGCAUGCGUGGGGGACGUCGGGUAGCUUCUGGCAAAAGCAGUUCGACAAGGUGCUCGUCGCUGUGGAUCACGACUUCUUAAAACUCUUUGUCUUUGGCACGGCGGGUCUUGGCUACGUCACGUACUGGCUGCCUGGCGCCUUUUUCAUUUUGCUGGACCUGGUGGUGUGGCCCGAGGCUUUGAGGCAGUACAAGGUGCAGCCAGGCACUAAUGAGCCGGUGUCCAACAGGGCCCUCAUUAAGGCCAUCCUGGUGGUGAACUUCAACCACGUCGUGCUGGCUCUGCCCUUCCUCUGGGGCUGCUACCAGUUGAUGGUGCUGCGCGGUGCGGACCUGACGCCCGUCCUGCCCUCACUGCCUCGAGUGGUCUUUGAUAUCCUGGUCUCACUGCUGCUGAAGGAAUUUGUAUUUUAUUACUUACACAGGCUGGGCCACCACCGCCACCUUUACAAGUACAUCCACAAGAUCCACCACGAAUGGCAGAGUCCCGUGUCGGUGAUGGCUGACUACGGGCACCCGCUCGAGCACAUUUUCAUCAACAUGUUCCCUGUCUAUCUGGGUCCUCUGCUCCUCGGCUCCCACCUCGCCACCGUCUGGCUCCUCGUUGCCAUAGCGUCCACGGGCACCAUCAUAAACCAUUGUGGAUACCACCUGCCCUUCUUCCCCUCGCCCGAGUUCCACGACUAUCACCACCUCAAAUUUACUGAGUGCUACGGCAACUUGGGGCUCCUGGACUACCUUCACGGGACUGAUCGUAAGUUCCGUCAGUCCUCUUACUACCUGAGGCAUCGGACUCUGUAUGGUCUUAAGCCCCUCACGCAGACCUUCCCCGUGGACAAAAGUACAACUCCCAGCGGUGUCUCCAAGAAAGCAACCUAACAUUAAGUUAAUAGCCGACUACACAGCUAUGGAUCCUGUCUACGAAUAUUUGUUAUUUGUUGAACUGAUUCUCAAAAAAAUAUAUUAUAGGUUGUUAGUGUGUAUGAAUACCUUGAGGUAAGAACGGGAAGAUGUAUGAAUAAAGGAUUAACACUGAAAA
This is a messenger RNA of Eriocheir sinensis (Chinese mitten crab), 1347 nucleotides long. RefSeq names its product fatty acid hydroxylase domain-containing protein 2-like. NCBI's taxonomy places the organism in Eukaryota, Metazoa, Arthropoda, Malacostraca, Decapoda, Varunidae. The record is from RefSeq and is a predicted model, not a curated record. The transcript has 7 exons. Gene Ontology annotation, biological process: sterol biosynthetic process. The coding region runs from base 162 to 1187 and encodes 341 amino acids. Gene Ontology annotation, molecular function: C-4 methylsterol oxidase activity; iron ion binding.